AUGCUGUCGCAGCUCUCGUGGAUCCAGCACAUUGAAGGCCCGACUGUCGCGUGGCCGCCCCCCAUUGUCCCCUUCAUCUUCGACCCCUUCGAGGACCUCGUCGACAAGCCCGAGCCGACCUCACCAUCCGCGUCGGCCUACUCGUAUCUCAACCUUUCGCCCGCGUCCACCACCGAGCAAUUGCCUACCAUCGCCACGCCGCCCGACGACGACCGCUCGGCGACUGCCGUGCCCAUGCAACAUGCGCCACACGCGUCGGGGUCAGACUCAGACACGCCCGCAUGGCCCAAGCUCGACGGGACACGCCCGAUUACGCCUGGGCAGCUCCGCGAGUACGCGGACAAAUGCGCCGCUGCGGCACAGGCGCAACUCCAGCGAUCGCCGCCCAAGCCACCGACGGCACCACAAGGGCCACGGCGACCGCGUCCGUACCUCGACCGCUAUGAGCGCAUGACCGCCGCCGCUGCCGUUCCGCUAGCUGUUCCUCUGUGGCAAUCAACAAUAUGGUGA
This is a messenger RNA of Gloeophyllum trabeum ATCC 11539, 510 nucleotides long. RefSeq lists its product as uncharacterized. The transcript has a single exon. NCBI's taxonomy places the organism in Eukaryota, Fungi, Basidiomycota, Agaricomycetes, Gloeophyllales, Gloeophyllaceae. The record is from RefSeq and is a predicted model, not a curated record. The coding region runs from base 1 to 510 and encodes 169 amino acids.